AUGGAAGAGGCCAUAAAGUCCCUAGAUGUGAUCGGGAAAAUGAAGACCUCUGAGGAAGAAAAUAGCCAGAUUCCAGAAUUCCAGGUGUUCGGAUAUUAAAUGAGAAUGAUAAUGGAGAUACUCCAGUUCAUUAGAGCGGUCCGAACAGGGCACUAGCAGCUGCAUCUUACAUCACUGCAGUCGUUCACAAAGACCUUUUUUAUUCAUGACCGUCUUAUAUAACAACGCCAGAAUGAUUCCACUGUACCUUGCUGAAAUACAGAUGCUACAAGUAACAGACCCUGAGAAAUAUGAAGAAUUCCUCGAAGGUAAUUGGGUCGUUAACAAGAAUCUGCGUGUGCCAUUUUGUGCUUUGGGUGCAGACCAUGCUUUAGAGGAAAUAAAUUGCUAAAUGAAAGUCUCAGGGGGGCUAGUUGGUGUCACCCUGAAUCCAAAAGCCCGUACUAAUUUUUCUCUCAUCGCUCCUGAGCUUGCUUGAUUAGCCCAGGAUGCGAAAAAAGUGGCGGAGACCACUCUGGCAAAAGAAGGUACUCAUCAUCACACCUUGUCAACUCCUGCGAUUUCUCGCGAAGAGAAAAACAUAGAACAAGUAAUAACCACAAUUCAUAAUUUCACGAAUCCCUUCAUAGAGCAGAACGACGGUCUUUUCCAUGUCGUGACAAAGGUUGUAAUGCCAAGCAAGGUCAAGAAGGAUCUUUUGGAAAAGAGUGAGAUUGGCCAGAAACUGUUUGAGACCUUAGUGAACGAUCGCAACAAGUCAGGAAACAUCAAUCUUUGGUCUCCGAUGAAGAAAAGAAAGCUCCAGACAUGGAAGACCAUGGGGAAGAAGAUAAAGGUUUCUAGUGCCGGUCUAGCCUGCGUAGCUGCCGGGAUUAGCGUGGAAGUGCUAUUGUUUUGGCGGCGAAGCCGCGAGAAGAGUGGGUAUUCAAGUCAGUUUCGGAAUUUUCCCUCGCGGCUUCCUCGACUCGCGUGGCGGCCCCGCCACCAAAAAAGUACCCAGGGCAAAAAAAUCCUGCCAGCUACGCAGACUAGUGGCGGUCAAAUAGUGGAGUUACAAGAAGACUGAAAUUUGUUUGGGCACAUGAUGGUGAUAUGCAAAAGCCUACCUGAGAUCGACAUCCAAGAAGCUGUUGGAACGAACGAAUUUACAGUGGUACCGAUAUCUAUGUUCGCUCCAGACGGAGAAAUGCUACAAUGCCCGGCCAAAAGUGCACUUUUGUCCAUUCUAGAGAAGCUUCCGGCCAAUACAGAGGGCAGCUGCUAUUCAAGAUAAUGCAAGUCAGGCAGAAAGAACAAGAGUCUCUAUCAUCGAUGCAAUGGCAAGGUACAAUCUCUAGAUAAGCCAAAGUCCUUAAGAGGCUGCUUUGACGUCCCAGACCACUUUGCAUACCGAAUUUUUGAAAAGUAUUACGACAGUGAUGAGUUCCUCCUUAUAUUUGAUAGAUACGAUCUCCCGACUAUCAAUAACUAGUAUGGAACAGUAACACGAACCCCAAUCCAGCCUUAUCCACAACGAAGGACUUCGGCUGGGAAUGGAAAGGCGACGACAAUGCGUGGAUUCCCGUCAUGACAACAAUACUCACUGCACCUGAGGCCAUAAUUCAUCUCGUGAAGUGCAAAUGUGUCAAGGAAAGGUGUACCACCAAGGGCUGCCAGUGCAGUAAGGCUAACAUGAAUUACAUGGAUCUCUGUGGCUUUUCGGACAUGGGCGAACGUUGCGAGAAAAUUCCCAAAGAUGACAACUAUGAAGAAGAUGACAGUGGUGACUAUGACAAAAAUGCUGAUGAAGCUGAGUAUGAAUACGUAACCGAUUCUGAUGGUGAUGAUUUCAAUUUAUGCCAACUGCUAGCGAAAUUAGAUACAUCCUCCAUUAACAGAUAACAAUAACAUAUCCAAUUCUAGCUGUAGCUUAAAAUUUGCUGCCAAUGUGCAGUUUCUAAGCAAGAUUGUUUAUUCUAUCUCGUAUCAAAUGUAAGAAAUCAUGUCAGGUAAAAAUAUAAACGACAACCGGUAGAAAUAAUCACAGGAGGUUCUGGAAUUAUUUGUAUUAAUGUCAGUCUGCGUACUUCCCUAAAAUGGGUUUCCUGUUGUUUUAAAAUCUCUUAGGCGAAAAAUUGGUUGAAAACGAGAAAAUGCAUGAUGAGAGUUUCGAUUUCAGUGCUAUUGAUGUAGUGUACGCAUGGUGA
Molecule: messenger RNA, 2186 nt
Organism: Porites lobata
Lineage: Eukaryota; Metazoa; Cnidaria; Anthozoa; Scleractinia; Poritidae
Source: the annotation of a GenBank genome assembly